CUCUGUUACUCUGUGGCGGAGGAGAUUGCGCCGCAGGGGACAGCCAGGGGGGUUACUCGGCACCCGAGGGUCGCGGUCGUGCCUCUCUUUACAGUCUGGCUUAUAUAGUGGACGCUGCCCGAACUACCCAUCUUGGCAAUGUGCCUCCCCUGCUUGGACUUUUUCUCGCGCCCGCACAACCCGACGCCCGAGAGAGAAAGAGAGAGAGAGAGAGAGAAAGACACGCAGAGAUAGUCUUGUCUUUGAGGAUCACAACGUCCACUUGUCAUUCGUCAGCAGACCCGAUUCGGCCUAGAGAAGAGAGAGAGAGAGAGGGAGAGAGGGAGGGAAAGAGAGAGAGAGAGAGAGAGACAGCUUAACCUCCUAGCCUGUGACUUGCUCCUCCCCCCCCGUGGCAUAGCACAACAUGUCAUUGGACAAGUCGAUUCCGGGCACCGGAGUCUUCCCCGUGGAUCCCGCGCGCAAGAGACCUAAGCGAACCAGGGCGAGCGCGUCAAAGGUUAGGACCGGAUGCUUAACAUGAGCCCGUCAUGUGAAGUGCGAUGAGGACAAGCCGUUUUGCAAAAGAUGCAGGAGAGACAGGCACAAGUGCGACGGGUACGCGGAGCCCUUUCAGACUAACCGACGAACGAGCCCCAAGGGCUCGACAUUGCCUCGUAGACGAGCAGCAGUCACGCCGGUGACGCAACUAACCCCUCCGAUCGACUGGGAUGUCUCUGGCACGACCUUGGAGAAGUUGAUGUUCCACCACGUCCACCGGUGUACGGUCCCGGACUUCGGCCUCGCAACGCCUCUGGCCAAGGUAUGGAGCAACUACAUACUGCCCCUCGGCUACUACGCCGACUCCAUCAAGCACGCCGUCAUCGCCCUCGGCGUUGCUCACAGAGCCUUCUUGGAGAGGGACCCCUCCGCCGACCCGGCGCCGUCCCAGUCCGAUUUGGCGAUCAACGACCUGGCCGAGAGGCACUACCGGAAAGCCGUCUCGGAAGCGAUCCAAAUCAUGGCCGACCCGUCCCCGGUCAACGUCCGCGUCACGCUCGUCUGCUGCCUCGUCUUCGUCUGCUUGGAGAUCGUGAGGGGCCAGUACGACAAGGCCAUCCAGCACCUGAGAUCCGGGUCGCGCGUCCUGGAGUCGCUCCACCAGGCCUCCUCCCUGGCCAGCCGGCGCGACUCCACCGCCUCGCUCUCGGCGUCCGACCGGUGCCUGGCCGAGACGGUGCGGAACCACUUUGACCAGCUGUGCGACAUCGCCGACAUGUUCACCUGCAUGGGCAUGGACGCUUCGAUGCUGACCGAGGCCGACAUAGUACCGGACCUGUCCUUCUUCACGCGACCGGAGGGGGGCAGCGACGAGAACAAGCCGUUUGCCAGCGUCUCGGAGGCCCGGCAGUGUCUUCACUUUGUCGAGCUGGUGUUCGUGGAGGCCUUUGAUGACCGCUGGCACUGCAGUUCCGAUGGCUGCUGGCACUCUUCGGUGUCGUGCAACAGCAGCAGUAGCCCGACGCCCGGAUCGCAAAGCUCCGCCAAAGAGGGAUGGGACAAGGCGACGGCUCGUUUCAGAGCGUGGUGCUCCCGCUUCGAGCUGUUCCAGAAGGCCUUGCCCGAGGGCAUGGGGCCGGCGGAGCACGACGAGCUCAGGGCCCUGCAGUUCUCCCAGAAGAGCUGGGAGAUGUUCAACCAGCAGGACGGGCCCUGCGCCGUGAAAGACGUGAGCGCCGAUGAGCUCCACCGGCUCAUUGACAUGGCGGAGGACAUCACGUCCUCCCGGGAUGGGCGGCUCAGGCCCAAGUUCGCGCUGGUGGCCGACGUCGUGCCCUCGCUCGCGUACAUGUGCGCCUUCUGCGACAACGCCGAGGUCGAGCGGCGGAUCGUGGAUGUCCUGCGCGGCAUGAGACGCAGGGAGGGCGUGUGGGACAGCCAGGAGAUGGCGGACCUGUACGAGCUGGUCCUGCAGGCCAAGCUCGACAACCGGUGGAAGGAGGAGUACAACUGGGAGACGCUGCCGAGCCUCACGAGGAUGAUAUCGAACAUAGGGGUUUCUAGCCCGUCGACGAGGAGUCUCGGCAGCACCCCGCUGGCCUCGCUCUGA
Molecule: messenger RNA, 2089 nt
Organism: Colletotrichum destructivum
Lineage: Eukaryota; Fungi; Ascomycota; Sordariomycetes; Glomerellales; Glomerellaceae
Product: Putative fungal transcription factor
Exons: 2
Coding region: 740-2089 (449 amino acids)
Source: RefSeq, a predicted model, not a curated record